AUGUCAUUGGAAAGACAGUCACCUGUGAUCAUCAUCACUGGCACUCCAGGGACCGGAAAAUCUACCCACGCACAGCUGCUUGCCAACGAAUCUCCGAUUCCUCUGCAGCACAUCAAUAUCAGCGAUUGGGUCAAGGAAAAGGGUCUUUAUGAAGACUAUGAUCCUGAAUGGCAGACCUAUAACGUUGACGAAGACAAGCUUCUAGACGAGUUAGAACCUCUGACAUCGGCAGGAGGCAUCAUUCUAGACUGGCACACAUGCGAAGCCUUCCCCGAACGUUGGGCCGACUUAGUAGUCGUAUUACGUUGUGACCACUCACGAUUAUGGGAUCGUCUGGAACAGAGAGGUUACUCCCUCAAAAAAAUAGAGGAAAACAACGAGGCGGAGAUCAUGCAAGUCGUCCUUGAUGAGGCUCGGUCAUCGUACGCAGCAGAGAUAGUUGUUGAGCUCAACAGUGAAAACACCGAAGACCUUGAGGCCAACGUAGCACGCAUAGUGGAAUGGAUUAAAGCUUGGAGAAGGGACAGAGGCAUGGAAGCCAAUUAAAGUUAUUCAGUUUACGCGUACUACUCAUCGCCCGAUAAUUACCCAGACCCCCCGCGAGCGCUCUAACGGAUAGCCACGGGGGAGCUCUGCCUCAUGUCUGAUUCGGGCGGGCGUUUUUUUCUUGCCCUCUGCGAUACAAACUUUUUCAAAAUAAACACAACUGC
Molecule: messenger RNA, 710 nt
Organism: Guyanagaster necrorhizus
Lineage: Eukaryota; Fungi; Basidiomycota; Agaricomycetes; Agaricales; Physalacriaceae
Product: P-loop containing nucleoside triphosphate hydrolase protein
Exons: 3
Coding region: 1-546 (181 amino acids)
Cellular component (GO): cytoplasm; nucleus
Molecular function (GO): ATP hydrolysis activity; ATP binding; AMP kinase activity
Source: RefSeq, a predicted model, not a curated record